This is a messenger RNA of Sesamum indicum (sesame), 1815 nucleotides long. Its product is annotated as salviol synthase. The record is from RefSeq and is a predicted model, not a curated record. NCBI's taxonomy places the organism in Eukaryota, Viridiplantae, Streptophyta, Magnoliopsida, Lamiales, Pedaliaceae. Gene Ontology annotation, molecular function: oxidoreductase activity, acting on paired donors, with incorporation or reduction of molecular oxygen; monooxygenase activity; heme binding.
UAAGUUAGUUGAGUAAGUGUACAAUCUACCAGUCCACAGUUGUCUGCUUGAGAUUGUAUAAAGGAACAAGACUAGAACAAGUCUGGAUAUGAACACACAACAAACUAGCAACUUUCUCAUUAGCCUCAUGGAUCUUGACUGCUACUCUUUCACUCUUCUUGUUUCCUUGUUUGUAUUACUAAUCACGCUUUUAAGAGCAGCAACUCAGUCCAGAACCGAUGUGAAGUGUCCUCCGGGGCCAAGAAAGUUGCCGUUGAUAGGGAACUUGCACCUUUUCGCUAGUUUUCGACCACCCCACCACACUUUACGCGAUUUAGCCUCAAAAUAUGGUCCGGUGAUGCACCUGAAACUGGGUGAGGUAGAUGCUGUGGUCGUUUCAUCGGCCGAAGCUGCAAAACAAGUCCUGAAAACGCACGAUGCCAACUUUGCCUAUAGGCCUUCCCUUCUUGUGACAGAGAUUCUCUGUUAUGGUAAUACAAACAUAGCAUUCGCACCAUACGGUGAUUAUUGGAGACAACUGCGAAAGAUCUGCACGUUAGAGCUCUUGAGUGUGAAACGAGUCCAAUCUUUCCGGCACAUAAGGGAAGGAGAAUUCUUGAAUCUGUGCAGAUGGAUAGCUUCUCAGACAGGGGCGUUGAUCAAUUUGACAGAAAGAAUUAACUUGAGUACCUCUGAUGUUGUUACUCAGGCGACGCUUGGGAAGAAGACUGAGGAGCAGGCCGCAUUCAUAUCCGUGAUCAAAGAAGCUACUGAACUGGCGGCCGGAUUUCAUAUUGGCGAUGUGUAUCCCUCCAUCAAAUUGUUCAGCCGAGUGAGUGGAAUGAAAGGGAGGGUGGAGAGGCUGCACAAAGAAUCAGACAGGAUUCUUGAAAACAUCAUCAAUGAUCACAGAGCAACCAAUGCUGCAACAAACAACAAUGAAUCCAAGAACCACCAAGACCUAAUAGAUGUUCUUCUCAAGUUCCAUGAUUCUGGAGAUGAAUUGCAUUUAACCAUUGAUAACUUAAAAUCCGUGCUGCAGGAUAUGUUCAGUGCUGGAAGUGAAACAUCGUCCACAACUAUAGAUUGGGCUAUGGCUGAAAUGCUGAAACAUCCAAGAAUCCUUAAAAAGGCGCAAGACGAGGUAAGGCAGGUUUUCAACAAAAAGGGAUGUGUGGACGAGGACUACAUUCAUGAACUCAAGUACCUAAAAUGUGUCAUCAAAGAGUGUCUCAGGAUGCAUCCACCAAUACCUCUACUACUUCCAAGAGAAUGCCACGAGGGGUGUGCGAUUGACGGGUACGAAAUACCUGCAAGAACGAGGGUGAUGGUGAAUGCAUGGGCGCUGGGAAGGGAUCCCAGAUACUGGAAAGAAGCUGAGAGCUUUAAACCGGAGAGAUAUCUUGAGAUCAAUUCAGCUGAUUACAAGGGGAGCAAUUUUGAGUACAUCCCUUUUGGGGGUGGAAGGAGGAUAUGCCCUGGAAUGUCGUUCGGCCUUGCAAACGUGGAGCUCCCGCUUGCAAUGCUUCUCUACCAUUUUAAUUGGAUAUUGCCUCAAGGGAUGAAACCUGAAAGAGUGGACAUGAUGGAGACGUUUGGUGUCACGGCAAGAAGGAAAAAUCCCUUGUAUGUCAUUCCUGUCUUUAGAACACCUUUGCCCGAGUGAACAUGUGUCUACUAAGUUUGCCUCAUCAACAAAUAACUGGAUUACUGCAUAAAAAGGGAAAACGGCAAUUUCCCCAAUAGGAAAUUAUUUCGUAUUUUGAUAAAUAAAGUAAAUUACCCUCUAUCUAAACUAUAGAUCCGGAGAUAAUUUGCUAUUGUUAUUUAUAGUAA